UCGGGCGGGGCCGGGCCCGGUGAGGUCACUCUUUGUGGCGGCGGCUCCAAGAUGGCGCCGGUGCUGGCGGAGAAGAAGCUGGGGGGCCCGGACGGGCCGGGCGCGGCCGAGCUGCCCGGCGAGGAGGACGAGGGGCAGAACCUCUGGUCCUCGAUCCUCAGCGAAGUCUCCACACGGUCCAGAUCGAAGCUGCCAUCGGGCAAGAACAUCCUCGUUUUUGGUGACGAUGGCUCAGGUAAAACCACGCUCAUGGCCAAAAUACAGGGAGCAGAGCACGGCAAGAAAGGCAGAGGACUGGAAUACCUGUAUCUGAAUAUCCACGACGAGGACAGAGAUGACCACACUCGCUGCAACGUUUGGAUCCUGGAUGGGGACCUGUACCACAAAGGGCUGCUGAAGUUUGCGGUGUCUGCAGAGUCCCUGCAGGACACCCUGGUAGUGUUUGUGGCAGAUAUGUCGAGACCUUGGACUGUUAUGGAGUCUCUACAGAAAUGGGCCAGUGUCUUGCAGGAACACAUUGAUAAGAUGAAAAUCCCUCCAGAAGAGAUGAGGCAUAUGGAGCAGAAGUUCAUAAAGGAGUUCCAGGAGUAUGUAGAACCUGAAGAAGGCUACCAGGGGUCCCCCCAGAGGAGAGGCCCUUCUUCUGGCCAGGAGGACGAACACGUUUCCCUGCCCCUCGGAGAAAAUGUGCUGACCCACAACCUGGGCAUUCCUGUGCUGGUGGUGUGUACAAAAUGUGAUGCAGUGAGUGUACUAGAGAAGGAGCACGACUACAGGGAAGAGCACUUUGACUUCAUCCAGUCACACAUCCGGAGAUUCUGCUUACAGUAUGGGGCUGCCUUGAUUUAUACAUCAGUUAAGGAGGAGAAGAACCUUGACCUGCUGUAUAAGUACAUUGUACAUAAAACAUACGGUUUUCAGUUUACCACACCUGCCUUAGUGGUAGAAAAGGAUGCAGUUUUUAUACCUGCUGGUUGGGACAACGAGAAGAAAAUUGCCAUUUUGCAUGAAAACUUCACAACAGUAAAACCAGAAGAUGCAUACGAGGACUUCAUUGUAAAACCUCCUGUAAGAAAGUUAGUCCAUGACAAGGAGCUGGCAGCAGAAGAUGAGCAAGUGUUUCUUAUGAAGCAGCAGUCGUUCCUUGCCAAACAGCCGGCAACGCCUACGAGAGCAUCAGAAUCUCCUGCAAGAGGCCCUGCAGGAUCCCCAAGAACUCAAGGCAGAGCUGGUCCCACCAACGUCCCCAGUGCCUCACCAAUAACAUCAGUUAAGAAACCAGAUCCAAAUAUUAAAAAUAAUGCUGCAAGUGAAGGUGUCUUGGCUAGUUUCUUUAACAGCCUCUUGAGCAAAAAGACUGGCUCUCCUGGAAGUCCUGGGGCUGGAGGAGUGCAAAGCACAGCCAAGAAAUCAGGACAAAAGACAGUUUUGGCAAACGCUCAGGAGGAGCUGGACAGGAUCACUCGGAAGCCGGACCCCAUGGUAACAACAAACUCUCCUCCAACAGAGAAUGAAGCUUGAUAGCACGGCACAAAUGCAUCUGUAAAUGACCAAAUAACUAUGUAUAGUGAUCUGAUAAGACCAGGAAUUUUCUGCUAUGGCAGAUGCUAUCAGUUUUCUCGGGGCAGGGGAAAUGAGCUUACUCCAUCAUUGCCUUGUCCCAGUCAAAAGUGCACAUUCAGGAAGUUUGCAUAUAAAACCCCUCUGUAUAAGAUAACCAUUUAGAGUUUCUAUAGGGCAAUUCUUUUGGUUGGGAGGUGAAGCAGGUGCAGCUGCAUUGCCUGUUGGGAAGAACACAGAGAAGCAAAGUGGAGAAUCCUUUUUAAAGUACUACUGACUGCACACGAGGCCAGGAGGAGAACUGAAACCUUCCUGCAGAGUUACUGGAAUUGGCUACUUGGAUGUUGGCAAAUGCAUUGUAUUCUGGGAGUGCUGGGGGUGGUGGUGGAACAGCAUUAAUUGGGUGAAAGAAGCCUGGGGAGGGGAUGGACCCUGGAAGGGGAGAAGGAUUUGGGACAGCAAGAAACCAGAAUGUUGGAUUGACUGGAGAGGAGCAAUGUCGUUAAAUCCCGUGCCUCACACGGGGCACACAGCCACUGCUUUUAAAAGACUACUUUACAUUGGAGAAUUCCAGGCCAAACACUAAGAACCGUGGGAAUUUAUUCUUGUUCUAAAGCUUGUUUUAGUUUUUAAAGAAGUCUUAAGAGUGUGGGUGCCCUUUCUGGUGUAGCUGACAAAGGGAGAAACUGAACUCGUUUAGCUCCAAGUGCCUGGCACAGCGUGUGAUGUGUCUUUAGAAGGUGCUUGAACUUAUUGUGCACUGUAGUACAAACAGUCACUGUUUGGUUUUAUUUGAAAAACAGUAGUUUGGCAAUUUGUAUUUAAUUUUAAAUCCUGAUAGCUUCUGCCUUUUUUUAAUGCCAAGAGGCGAGCCUAUGAAGAGUGGUGGGUGACGGAUCAUGUUCCCAGAAUGAAAUGUGCUACAGAACACUCGCUGUCAUUUUUUUUCCUACUUUUUUUUGUAACUAAAUCUUAGCUACCAAGCUAAAUUUGAUUCCUGCCUUACACCUCUGGAGGUUUUUAAAAAAAAAAACACUUUCAAGGCACUAGUUCCAACCACUUGUGCUGCAGGUGCAGCCAACCCCAACUGGGAAGGUGACCUAAAGAGGGUGAAUGUGUAGAGGGGGACGUGCUGAAAAGUUGGUUUGUGUUUUCUUUCAUGUAGCAUUUCAUUUGGAGAGAUGGGCUGGGGAUGUCCCCACUGCUGUAACAGAGCUCUGUCCGUGGUCACACAAACCACCCUUCUGUCAAAGCAAACCAACUGCUCUGGUUACUGAAAUGGCACUUUGAUUUUGUACACAGUAUGCUUGUUUUACAUGGACACACUACCAGAAAUUAGAGAUACCAAGCAUAUGCUGUGCUCUUAAUGCUGAAGGGAAAAAAACCACAAUUUGAUUUAUACAGAGUUUACUUUUUAUUGCUAUGAACUUGUUGUACUAAAUCCAAUGUCUGGAUAUAACUUCCCUAAUAUAUAUUGUUACUUAAAUAUACAGAACUAGACUGACCACUAACACAGUGCUGGGUGUUAACCUCGAAUCCUGUGUGACAUCAAGAGGCUGUUCCUGUAAGUCUGUCGAAACACUUAGGAAGCUAAGAGUAUUUACUUGCCUCUUACAAACAUUAACAUGAGUAUGUUACUUGUGCCAGUUUUUUUUUGUUUUGUUUUGUUGAAAAUACUAUAUUUUUUUCCUUUUUUUUUUUUUUUUUACUUUUGUAAUAAACGGUAUGAGCUGAAGUUCUACAGCUGGCUAAGAUAACAGUUACACUGAGGCUGGGGCUGGGCAUGUGCAUGGACUUGCUGGUGUGACAGGUGCCAGGUGCAAGUUCCCACUCCAGGAGUGAUUGCACACUGUCCUCCUGACGCUGAGAGCUGAGACUGGAGACCAAACCAUCAACCAUUCGACAGGAAAAGGGAAGAAGUGUGUGAUUGGAACGGGAUACAGUUUGAAAACUUCAGUCUGAAACUGCCUUUUUUGCCAUCUAACCUGAUAAGCACUUUUCUAGCAAUAUGGCUACAACUUCAAAAAGUGUUCAGUAUACUAAAAUGGAUCCAAACUGUUGAUGUGUAACUUAACCAGCUUUGCAGAGAGACAAAAGAGAAGCAGAUUUCCAGUUUCUAAUUGCAAGUGAAUGCUCCUAGUUUACUGAAGAGAGCUGUCAGUAAUGUAGCAUCCUGUGGUUGCCAAGGUCUGGGGACUUUGGUGAGCUGCACAGUUGUCAUUCUGGUGUCUUCAAGCAUUGGAACCAAAGGCCAAAUGCAAACAGCCUUUACAUUUUCAAGUGAAACUUCCUUUUAUUUGCAGAUACACUCGUAUGGUAGACUGUUUAAACUAUUAUAUGCCUAUAUUUAUAUGCAUUAUAGUGACUGCAUCUACUGUUCAUGUUUAAACUAUGGAAACAAAAGAUGAAAGCAUUCAACUUGAAGCAAAUAGAAAUGUUUAAAGAUUGGCCCUCCAUAAAAAUGCUGUGGUUAUGCUGCUUGAUUUUAAGUUUGCACUUUUUUUUAUUGGCAUUAAAAAAAAAAAAAAGAAAAAACAACUGUUUAAACUGAACAGAAUUUCGUAUUUUAUUUAAUUUAACUACGUUGGAAGUGACUGCUCUGUACAUCGUGAACUUAACAAUAUACAUGCUGUAAAUCAAAGUUCACUGUCCUGUAUACUAAGUUUACUGGGUUGUUUUUUUUUUCCAACUUACAAUUAGGACUGCCAAUGUCUGAACAAACCUUAGUCCAGUUGUAUGGCUUUAACCAGGUGCAGUCAUGUGGAACUUUGCUUUCUAGUGCUGGCAAAACGAGGACGUCUUUAACUACUGGCUUCAAUAAAGAUGAAUCCAGACUGCUC
Molecule: messenger RNA, 4400 nt
Organism: Myiozetetes cayanensis
Lineage: Eukaryota; Metazoa; Chordata; Aves; Passeriformes; Tyrannidae
Gene: DYNC1LI2
Product: dynein cytoplasmic 1 light intermediate chain 2
Exons: 13
Coding region: 52-1521 (489 amino acids)
Biological process (GO): microtubule-based movement; microtubule cytoskeleton organization
Cellular component (GO): cytoplasmic dynein complex; centrosome
Molecular function (GO): dynein heavy chain binding
Source: RefSeq, a predicted model, not a curated record